Rhinichthys klamathensis goyatoka is the source of this 1954-nucleotide messenger RNA. RefSeq names its product solute carrier family 52 member 3 (gene slc52a3-1). Gene Ontology annotation, biological process: riboflavin transport. Gene Ontology annotation, molecular function: riboflavin transmembrane transporter activity. NCBI's taxonomy places the organism in Eukaryota, Metazoa, Chordata, Actinopteri, Cypriniformes, Leuciscidae. The record is from RefSeq and is a predicted model, not a curated record. Gene Ontology annotation, cellular component: plasma membrane. The transcript is spliced from 4 exons. Bases 354 to 1706 code for a protein of 450 amino acids.
GACCCACCCACACUCAUACGCUGAGGUUAAAAACCCCACUGUGGACAUCUUAAGAGUUGAGAGGUUAACUGGUAACGAGAUACCAGAUUGCUGAAUGAAUGUCGCUUCUAUGACUUACCGGUUCGUAGAGCAAACUAAUGUCUGUGUGAGAAGGAAGAGCAUGUUCUGUCUCAUUGGCUCAACAGUAAUGUAAUCUGAUGUUUUGGCAAAGGCAAGAAGAGAAGACAUCAAACCACAGCCCAACUGAAGUGGCGUCACACAAUAUAAAAUACCGAAGAGUCACACAGUUGAAAGUUGUCUGACAUCAGAUAUUUCUUCAACUACCCGUUUGCCCUCUGAUAAAGACGUUCACUAUGCCUUUGUACAUCCAUGCCUUGGCGUGUGCUUUCGGUCUGGGCUCCUGGGUGUCCAUUAAUGGCUUGUGGGUGGAACUUCCUCUGAUAGUCAAUGUCCUGCCAGAGGGUUGGGACUUGCCAUCGUACCUCACAGUCAUCAUUCAGCUUGCCAACUUCGGGCCUUUGCUGGUGACCCUGGCGCACAAAUUCUGUCCUGGAAGACUACGUGAGAAUCUCGUCAUCUAUGCGGUCCUGUCAAUCGGUGUUGUAGCCUGUGUCCUACUGGCUGUGUUUUGGAAGAACACCACCACGAUCCUCGGUCAACCGCAUAGCACAGCAUUUUUCAUCCUCACAUUUUUUCUCGCUCUAGUCGAUUGCACCUCAUCUGUCACCUUCCUGCCAUUCAUGAUGCAACUUCCAGCCAAAUACAUCACCACAUACUUCAUUGGAGAAGGUCUGAGCGGUCUGGUUCCAGGCCUGGUGGCGCUGGCGCAAGGGGUUGGAAUGUCAAAAUGUGUCAAUGUGUCGCACGUGUCGGAUAACUUCACAGACUCUGAACCUCCGACCUUCAUUGUGGAGACGCAGUACCUCCCUCCCAAUUUCUCCACUGAGAUCUUCUUCUCUUUCCUGGCCGUAAUGACGGCAAUAAGCUUGGGUGCCUUCCUCAUAUUAAACCGUCUGCCUCGCACCUUUGAACUAUCCACUGAAAAUCUCUUCCCGGACUCAGAUGCCGUAGCAACAGUCUGCAGUGGUUUGGAGGGCCCCAUGGACCCCAAUCCAAAGACAAACAGUCAAGAGGAAGAGGAAAAGAAGCAGAUCAGAGUGCUACUUCCUAAACCGCUGCACUCCGACUAUCAGCUGGCGUUCAUCUAUUUUAUGGUGGUGUGGGUGAAUGGUGCAACGAACGGACUGCUGCCCUCAGUGCAGACGUUCUCCUGUAUGCCUUAUGGAAAUAUGGCCUAUCACCUGUCAGCCGCUCUGUCGGCGGUAGCCAAUCCAGUGGCGUGCAUCAUUGCCAUGUUUUUCCCCAAACGUUCACUAGUGUUUCUGGGCAUCCUGUGUCUGCUGGGGUCUGUAUUUGGAGGCUACAAUAUGGCCAUGGCUGCCAUGAGUCCCUGCCCAUUACUCCAACAUACACCUCUAGGGGAUGCUAUUAUAGUUUUGUCAUGGGUUUUCUUUACUGGCCUGCUGUCCUAUGUGAAGGUGAUGGUAGGUGUGAUUCUGAGGGACCGGAGUCACAGCGCCCUCGUGUGGUGUGGAGCAGCAGUGCAGACAGGAUCUUUGUUGGGCUCCUUCAUUAUGUUUCCCCUGGUUAACAUCUAUCAUCUAUUCCAGUCGGGGGACGUUUGCAACACCAAAUGCCCAUUAUAAUAAGAGUUUAAUACGACUAAUAGGGGAAUGAACUGCUAACUCAUUUUCACAUCAUAGCUGAGCUAAUGAUGGUGAUAUAAUGAACUAACAUUUGGCACUUCCUUGCUCUUUUCUUUUGUUUUCACAUUAAUUUAACAUUUGUACAUUUUUUUUUUAUAUAUUAUUGUGGAUUAUUAUUUAUGAUGUUGUGAGUUUUUGGAAACAUUCACAAGUGUUUCUGAAUCAUUUGUGGAUUACUGGUAUGUUGU